AUGGCAGCUGGCUGCAGCGUGCACGCUCAAGGAGGAGGGUCUUCGGCGUCGAUAACUGGACGGCCAUGUGAACGGCGAGUCACCUCUACCGCUGUGAUCCCUACUAGCGGUUGCUGGCUCCUUCUAUUCUCGGCGCUCUUGCUGGCCGUCGGGACAGGUGACGCCCAAAACGACGACCAAUCCUACGCUGAAGAUGGCACGGAACGAGGGCCCAACUCCAAGCUCGCCAAGAAGGCUGAGUUUGAAGCCCACACUACGCCGUUGGCCGACUUGAUCUUUUUGCAGAUGUACAUGCUGCUUGCCCUUGGAGGGUUGAUAGUCCUGGUCGUGGUCUGCUUCUGCUGUCACAAGGUUCGCGCCGCGCGCUCCAUGGUCCACGAGGAGGAGGCAAACAUCCAUGACGUCGAGGCACGGUUCCAGGCGGCCGAAGACGAGAAGAGGGCAGCCAUAGCGGGAGGGGGCGGGCAGCGAGGCAGUGUUCCACGGAAGCUUCGGUCGCACGGCAGGGACGCAGCGCCCUCCGCAGGCGUGCGGGAAGGCGUCUCACAUCCGGCAAGAGGGCAGGCGGCGGCAAUCGCCUGGGAAAAAACGUCGUCCGACUGGACUGUGGCAACCAGCAUGGUCUCCUCCUCCCGUGACGACCUCUCCAGUAGCCAGGGUGGCAAGGUACCCAGCGCCGACGGUGCGGGCUCAAGUAUCGCAGGAGGCAGUCACCGGACUGCCAAGAAACAGCAGCGACGGCCUUCCUCCAAGUCGCCUCGAACCAGCACCAAGUCUUCUUCUUCAGAUGGAGGCGCAACCUCUGCUUCUCCAAGGCGGGUUGAAAGGGUAGUGGCAGAGGCAACGCAGGUGGCCGGCACAAAGAGUGACGCGGGCGGGCGCGAGGUGCUGGGAGAGGAUCGGAGCAGCGGAGCUACUCGCAAUGCGAGACGGAGGGACUCGCAGGAGGAAGGCCCUGAAGAACACCUUAGUAGGACCGGCACCAACAGCAACAAAGGAGGUAACGGCAGCACCACCAGCAUGGCAUGA
Messenger RNA from Ectocarpus siliculosus, 1029 nucleotides. NCBI's taxonomy places the organism in Eukaryota, Phaeophyceae, Ectocarpales, Ectocarpaceae. The record is from the annotation of a GenBank genome assembly.